AUGUUACAGCCCAUUACAUACGAUUACAAUUCUUCUACAUACAAAAUAUUCAAUAUUCCUGUUUUAUGUGAUGAUUUCUAUGCCACCUCUAAAAAUAUUCUCAUUCUCGCUAAUAAUACUAUAAAAAUAUACACACAUAAUAAAUGUACAAGUAUUAAGUUAUAUAAAAUUAUAAAACACAAUCUUAUACUUUUUAUAGAUAAAAAGUGUAUUAUAAAUAUAUUAUACAGGUUAUUAAUAAAUAAUUAUAAAACUAUUGAAGAUAUUAUUUUAUAUUUAAAAGUAGAUAAUAUUCGCAAAGUACAAGAAAUGACAGAAGGAUUUCUUAUUACAUAUAAAGAUGGUAGUAAAGUAUUUUACAAUCUGAAUUUAGAAAUUAUAGAGAAGCCUUGUUGUUCUGUACUUAAACCACUUAAAAUUAAUACAGUUAUAAAAACAGGUGAAAGAUCUAUAUGCAUAAAAAAAAAUGAAAUAGAAAUAGAUGGUAGAAGUUUUGAAUGCGGAAAUAUUUUAAAGGUGGUAGGCUAUGAAAAUUACUUAUUUAUAAAAAAUGAAAAAAUGUUAAAAGUAUUUGUAUUUGAAAAAUAA
Molecule: messenger RNA, 588 nt
Organism: Vairimorpha ceranae
Lineage: Eukaryota; Fungi; Microsporidia; Nosematidae
Exons: 1
Coding region: 1-588 (195 amino acids)
Source: RefSeq, a predicted model, not a curated record